UCAUGUCUAGUUAUGUGAUCAGUGCAGCAGAUCAAUUGAUCAUUUAAUCAGGUAGAAUCAUCCAUCCAACUACUAGGAACUCCCUUUAGUUGUGAAAUCGUGCAUCCUGGGCAAUCUUGUGAAAUGAACAUUUUAUCAAAGUAAGUAUUACUCAAAAUCACUUUUUAAAGUCUUCCAAGAAUUAUGAAAUCCAAUUCUAAAGUUUAUUUGCCAGUUCAUCUAAUCCCAUUUCUAUUGUAUAAAAGAAAACAACUUAUGAAGAAGUAUUAUCAAUACUAUUAAAUCAAUAGUCCUAUCUCUACUAUAAGCAGAGCUCUUGUUUCAUAUUUUAAAAGCAUUUGUUUCCUAUCUUUUAUGGUUCAAAUGCUAAGAUAUAAUUGGUGCAAACAAAAAAAUCUCCUUAAAAAGGUCGACCCAUUUGUUCCAUUAUCUGGUGGAUUUAUGAGUUCAUUUGCCCUUCUUCUUGAAUCCAAUACUAGGUAUUUAUGAAAAAUAAAUGUAGAGCAAUGGAAAUUUGUUUAAGUAUUGUUCCUAGAUUUUGUGAAACAGUCAUAAACUUAUUAAAAAGUAGGGGGAAAAUGAUAGAUAUUCCUCAUGGUGAUGUUAUUGUUUUCUCAUUUGUUAUUGGUAUCAUACAUUAUUAUUAUUAACAUGAUGUAAGAAAGCUUAUUGAUAUUAGCCAAAAUCUUUAAAAAGCACAUAUUAUAAGGUAUUUGAAAAAAUAUGGGGAAUAAAUUGA
Messenger RNA from Paramecium pentaurelia, 739 nucleotides. Lineage: Eukaryota; Ciliophora; Oligohymenophorea; Peniculida; Parameciidae. The record is from the annotation of a GenBank genome assembly.